AUGGGUACCGGAAAGAAGGAGGCCACACGUAAAGUGCGGCAGGGGAAGACUGACGAUGGCAUGCAAAAUGUCAGAACCAAAGGUGAAAACUUUUAUCGUGAUGCGAAGAAGAUUAAGCACUUGAAUAUGUUCAAGGAUGGCAAAGCUCGUCGCAACGCCCAAGGAAAGGUCACUAUCGCUGCCUCUUUCCAAUCUCGUGAAGCCCCUGUAGCUCGUAUCGAACCAAACCGUAAAUGGUUCGGUAACACUCGGGUUAUUUCACAGGAGGCACUCACAUCCUUCCGUGAGGCUGUCGCUGAGCGUGCUGCGGACCCUUACCAGGUUCUGCUGAAAACAAACAAGCUGCCAAUGAGCUUGAUCCGUGACCAAAGUGAUACUGUGAACGGACUCAAACAACAUCAGGCCAAGAUGGCUAUUGAGAACAACCCCUUCGGUGAUACUUUCGGCCCCAAAGCUCAAAGAAAGCGUGUUAAGCUAGGUGUCACUUCUCUGGAAGAUCUUGCUGGCGAAACCGUCAAGCUGCACGACUCUUAUAUUGAGAAAAAUGAUCAAGGUGUCCAUGCCGAUGGAACUCCCAUUGUGGCCAGUGAUGUUGGUCAUGUCGAAGAUGUCAACCUCCCUACCAACCGGGAGUCUGUUUUCUCCAAGGGCCAGAGCAAGCGUAUUUGGAACGAGCUUUACAAGGUUAUUGACUCCUCCGAUGUCGUGAUUCAUGUUUUGGAUGCUCGUGAUCCUAUCGGUACUCGAUGCCGAAGUGUUGAGAAGUAUAUUCGCGAGGAAGCCCCUCACAAGCAUUUGGUUUUUGUGUUGAACAAGUGCGAUCUUGUUCCAACCGGUGUUGCUGCCUCAUGGGUUCGUCGUCUGUCAAAGGACUACCCCACUCUUGCAAUGCAUGCUUCUAUUACCAACUCCUUCGGCAAGGGAUCUUUGAUCACCCUUCUUCGCCAGUUCUCCUCUCUGCACUCUGAUCGCAAGCAGAUUUCUGUGGGUCUGAUUGGUUACCCCAACACGGGCAAAUCUUCUAUCAUCAACACUCUCCGGGCCAAGAAGGUGUGCACUGUUGCACCCAUCCCUGGUGAGACCAAGGUGUGGCAAUACGUCACUUUGAUGAAGAGAAUCUACCUCAUCGACUGCCCUGGUGUGGUUCCACCCAACCAGAACGACACCGAGACAGACAUCCUGCUUCGUGGUGUUUGCCGUGUUGAGAAUGUUGAUAACCCUGAGCAGUAUAUCCCUGCUGUUAUGCGUCGUGUGCAGCCCCGUCACUUGGAGCGCACAUAUGGUAUUAAGGAGCCCACCGAUGCCAUUGAUUUCCUGAGUCGACUCGCCCGUAAGGGUGGCCGGCUUAUCAAGGGUGGUGAACCUGAUUUGGACGGCGUUGCCAAAAUGGUCAUCAAUGACUUCCUGCGCGGCAAGAUUCCUUGGUUCACUGUUCCUCCUAAGAUUGGUGAUGCCGAGGAAGAGAAGACCGAAAAGAUCGAAGGCCGUGAAGGCCGUCUCGGAGAGAUGGGCAAGAAGCGUAAGAUCGAUGAGACCGCAGAGGGCGCCGAUGAAGAGGAAGAAGAGUCAGAGUCUGAAUCCAAGCCUGGAGAUGAACAAUUUGAAGGACUUGAGGAUGACUCCGACGACGAUGGUUCCAUCGCAAACCUGGAGAUUAGCGACGUGGAGAGUGGCGAGGAGGACUGA
Messenger RNA from Penicillium taxi, 1686 nucleotides. Its product is annotated as putative GTPase NOG2. The transcript has 3 exons. The record is from RefSeq and is a predicted model, not a curated record. NCBI's taxonomy places the organism in Eukaryota, Fungi, Ascomycota, Eurotiomycetes, Eurotiales, Aspergillaceae. The coding region runs from base 1 to 1686 and encodes 561 amino acids. Gene Ontology annotation, cellular component: nucleolus. Gene Ontology annotation, molecular function: GTP binding.